CCCCUCGUUCCCAAAGGACACCUCUCCACGCAGGGUUUUUUGCUUGGUUUUCCUUGGCAGCAGGCAGGACCCGCGGGAGGAGGAUGGGCCUGCCCUGGCCCUUUGCGCGGCGAGGGACCUCGGCCGCUGCAGAGGUGCCCGGGCCGUCGGGCUCUGGAGGCGGGGGGGCUCUCUUUGGCCGGCCCCUGGCAGAUCUCUGCAGCCAGGACAGCACGCUGCCCCAGACCAUCCAGGACCUGCUGGCUCUGCUGCACGAGCACGGGCCAUCCACGGAGGGGAUCUUCCGGCUGGCGGCCAGCGAGCGGGCCUCCCGGGAGCUCAGGGAGGCCCUCGACAGCGGAGCAGAGGUCCGCCUCGAAAGCCAGCCUGCGCAUCUGCUGGCCAUCGUCCUGAAGGACUUCCUCCACAAGAUCCCCUCCAAGCUCCUCGAGGCAGAGCUCUACGAGGAGUGGAUGAGCGCCCUGCAGAAGUCCAGCAGGCAGGAGAAGCUGGCAGGACUGAAGGAGUAUGUGUGGCGAGCAGCCUGCCUGCUCCACGGAGAAUGGCAGAGGGGUGGCCGGCAAGUUGCCCGAGGCCAACCUCCUCCUGCUCAAGCGCUUGCUGGCCCUGCUGCAAAACAUCAGCAGGAACGCGGCCACCAGCAGGAUGACUGCCGGCAACCUGGCCAUCUGCGUGGGGCCAAACCUCCUCAGCCCACCCGAGGAGCACACGCUCCCCCGGACGCCCUGGUGCAGGUGACGGGCAAGGUGCCCAUCUACGUUUCCUGCUUGGAUUCCCCAGAUGAGCUCUGUUACCUGGCCUUCGAGAAGCACGAUGCAGCCCCAGCACCACCUCGGCGGAGGUGA
Harpia harpyja (harpy eagle) is the source of this 845-nucleotide messenger RNA. RefSeq names its product T-cell activation Rho GTPase-activating protein-like. The record is from RefSeq and is a predicted model, not a curated record. The transcript has 5 exons. The coding region runs from base 84 to 845 and encodes 253 amino acids. Gene Ontology annotation, molecular function: GTPase activator activity. Lineage: Eukaryota; Metazoa; Chordata; Aves; Accipitriformes; Accipitridae. Gene Ontology annotation, biological process: signal transduction.